Chara braunii is the source of this 2355-nucleotide messenger RNA. NCBI's taxonomy places the organism in Eukaryota, Viridiplantae, Streptophyta, Charophyceae, Charales, Characeae. The record is from the annotation of a GenBank genome assembly.
GGAGCUUGAAUGAAGCGUGUGUGCUGAGCGCUCGUAUCCCUCUGUCUUCUCCCUUGCUCCAGUCGUUGCCACGUCUGUCUCCUCCUCCUCCUCCUCCUCCUCCUCCUCCUCGUUGUUUUACUCAGCGUUCUGGGCUAAAGAAAUUACAAACGAAAAAUACAAUCGAUGACGUCAUCAAGUAAUCGUGUAGGACGUGUGCCAGAAGGAUGGGUAGAUUGCCCCUCCUUCGGAGAGCCGCUGGGGCGAAUAAUACCGUGUAAAGCCCCGCUGGGUGAGGCUUUCAGGGGCUCCUCGAUAGAGCCCGGGAGGCUUUUCACGCCUGCAAUUCUGCUUCAGGAGCAGAGGGCGAGCUCGAGGACAGUUCGACUUGUGGUGGAUCUGACGAGUACGACAAGAUACUGCACGGAGAGGGAGUGGACGUGUCACGGUGUGAAGUACUUGAAGAUACCCUGCAGAGGGUGGGGGCAGACACCCGAUCCCGACUCUGUUAAUCGUUUUGUUUUUGAGCUGCUGCAGUAUUUUGCAAGUCCAUCGGGAAGAGGGCAAGGGCUAGGAGGAGGAGGAGGAGGAGGAGGAGGAGGAGGUGGAGGAGGAGGAGGAGGUGGCGGGAGAUUGGGAAGAGUAGGGGGAGGAGUAGGCGGAGGAGGUGGAAGAGGAGAAGGGUGUACGUACCAGCAGGUGCGGCAGCCAUGCAAACAGGAGGCCUACGUGGUCGUAUACUGCACACACGGGUUUAAUCGGACGGGUUAUAUGAUCAUCAAUUACUUGCUAAGGACGGUGGGAGGGAGUGUGGAGGAGCACCUCAAGGCGUUUGCCCGGGCUAGGCCUGCAGGCAUCUACAAGGCUGAGUACAUCAGAGCGUUGUUCGCUAAUUACCAUCAGAGAGGGGUGGAAUCGAUCGAGUUCCCACCGAAGCCAGACUGGAAGAGGAGCGACGACGACGAUGAUGGAGAAGAGCAGCAGCAGCAGGAGCAGCAGGAGGAGGAGGAAGAGGAGGAGGAUAUGCAAGGUGGGGGAGGGGGAGGGGGAGGAGGGGGGGCAGCAACGCAAAUGCUCAGCGAUGACGUGUUCGGAGAGGUUAUUCCUGAGGAGCAGGCGGUCGAGCUUCGGCAGCUCUGUUGUUGGGCCCUGGGCGUUCCUCCGCAAACACUCCAUAGUAGCACCGGAGGAGGAGGAGGAGGAGGAAGAGGAGGAAGAGGAGGAGGAGGAGUGCGUAUUCGAUUUCCUGGCUCUUAUCCUGUUUCCUUAGAUCGACAGAAUCUGCAGCUUCUGAAGAUGAAGUAUUACCAAGUGACGUGGAAAGCUGACGGCACUCGUUACUUGCUACUGAUUAUGAGCCAUGGCGUCUAUUUGAUCCAUAGCUGCUUCCCCGUACGACGUGUGCAGAUGCGAUUCCCUCUUCCUCUUCGGAGAGGGAAGAACAGGAGCAGGAAAGAUUGCCUCGUCGAUGACACUCACUCCUCCACGCUUCUGGACGUGGAGAUGGUCGUUGACGUAGACCCGCAGACGGGGAAGAAGACGAGGACGUGCUUGGCGUUUGACUUGAUGAUGAUCGAUGGUCUUCCCGUAGUAAACUCACCCUUCAGCGAGCGAUUGAGAAGGAUAGAGGAGGAGAUCGUGCUGCCCCGACGAGAGGAGCAGCAAUUGAACAGCAAGCGAGCGAUUAAGGAGGAUAGAGGAGUAGAUCUUCUGCAGUGUAUGACUGAUUACGACGCCGAACCGUUUCGAGUGUGCUGCAAGCAGUUCUGGCCAAUCACGGGGAUAAAGGAUCUUCUUCGUGGAGAUUUCGUGAAAAGCUUAAGUCAUCGAUCUGAGGGUCUCAUCUUUCAGUGCGCAGAUGAGUCGUACGUUCCGUACGCUCAUUACGGCCUUCUCAAGUGGAAGUAUGCUCAUCUCAACACCGUUGAUUUCCUUCUGACAAUGGAUAAGGUUAAGGAUAAGGAGGAUGAGGAUAAGGACGUGCUGCCCACGUUGCAUGUGAUGGGAAAAGGCGGGAAAGUUCUUGCUCUUGAGAAUGUCAAGAUCUCGCUCAAGGCCGGGGAAGGCGGCGGCGAUAUUCAUAUGUCGAAUCUGGCGGGAAAGAUCAUUGAAUGUUCGUGGAACAAUCACGAGCAAUCUUGGCACUUCAUGAGGAUAAGACCCGAUAGAACCACUCCCAAUGGGUUUAAUGUCUACGAACAUGUCAAAAGGAGCAUUGAAGAUAACAUUACGGAACGAGAUUUGCUGGAAGCCAUGGAUCAAUGCAUAGCUCUCCCACUUUACGCAAAUAGAUUGAGAGGCUAGAAAUAAUAGAUCAUUAUCCAUUAUCUACCUCUGAUCAGGCUCCCUCCGACAAGGACUUCGUUGGCUUAAUCU